Messenger RNA from Thalassophryne amazonica, 1803 nucleotides. It is a transcript of the gene scamp4, whose product is annotated as secretory carrier membrane protein 4. The coding region runs from base 529 to 1239 and encodes 236 amino acids. The record is from RefSeq and is a predicted model, not a curated record. Lineage: Eukaryota; Metazoa; Chordata; Actinopteri; Batrachoidiformes; Batrachoididae. The transcript has 6 exons. Gene Ontology annotation, cellular component: trans-Golgi network membrane; recycling endosome membrane. Gene Ontology annotation, biological process: protein transport.
UGUUUUCACUAACUUUUUGUCUGCGUUCCCAAGCUCAGCAUUUUGUGGUUAUCAUUUUUCUCUAGCUCUGCUCAUAUCUACAGCUGCAGCUGUUCAUCACUCUGGACUCAGCUAAGAUAAACUGUCACUUGUUUUGUCUAAGAACAAACUCCAGUCCAAUUCUGGAAUUCUCUUACUGACUCGAGUCGUGUGUUCAGUAUCGACUCACCUUGUGUUUCUCCUCCAGACACCACGUUGACAGCUUGAAGGUGGCCACCUGGCUACCGGAUUGCAUCAUCUGAGUUGGUCACAACCUGGACUGCGGUUCCGUGCUUCCACCGCUGAGCGCGCCCUCUCUCCACCUUGCAAGGCUUCCUCAUCCUCCACACGCAUUCACCCCAUAGUAAAUAAACCAGUGUUCUGUAUCCACCCGUUCUCUUUUGCUCCCAGCAUUUGGGUUCCUCGUUCCACUCCAGCCCGAACCACAACAGUCUGUCAGUCACUGGAUGUUUCUGUUUUUGCUAAUUACGACGUCCACACACUGGAAAAAUGCUUGAGAAAAGUGAGCGGGUGAAUAACUUCCCCCCCCUGCCUAAGUUUGUGAGGAUUAAGCCGUGCUUCUAUCAGAAUAUUGAAGAGGAGAUCCCUGCGCCACACCAGCAGCUGGUUCGCAGGGCCUACAGUCUUUGGAUGAUGUAUUCAGUGACUCUGUGUGCGAAUAUCAUCUCUUGUGUUGGGUGGUGGAUUGGAGGUGGCGAUGGCACUAAUUUUGGCUUCUCCCUGCUCUGGAUCAUCAUCUUCUGCCCUUGCUCCUACACCUGCUGGUUCAGGCCACUCUACAAAGCUUUCAGGGCCGACAGCUCGUUCAACUUCAUGGCCUUUUUCUUCAUCUUCUUCCUUCAGUGUGUCUUGGCCCUCAUCCAGACCAUUGGCAUUAAAGGCUGGGGAACGAGCGGCUGGAUUGCCACCAUGGCGUUUUUCAGCGUGAAUGUGGGCUCGGCUGUGGUGAUGCUCAUCACAGCUGUUCUCUUCACUCUGGUCACACUUUUGAUGGGGCUGCUCCUCAUUAAGGUACACAGACUGUAUCGUGGUGGCGGUGGCAGCUUGGCUCGUGCUCAGGAAGAGUGGAGCUCAGGGGCGUGGAAGAGCGCGGCAGUGAGGGAGGCCGGCUUCAACGCCGUGGCCGAGACAGCUCAAGGCCCAAGUCUGCCCCAGUACCCGGCAACAGUGCCAAACUAUCACGACAACAGCCAGUGGUGAGAAGGAACGCGGCCACUAGAUGGAGCUGCUGCACGAGGAAGCUUUGGCACAUUGUGUCAUUUGACAGUUGACAAAGUGCACAGGUCAAUUUUGUUUUUGAGUAACAGGAUUAAUAAGAAAGUGUUGUUGUCAAAGGAGAGAGUCUAGUGUUGGUGGUGGAGAGUUUUCCUCCCUGUAGAUUAUCUCAUCUUUGUUUACACUUAUUUCAUCAGUUCGGGUUUUUUUCUCUCAGAAAUAAAUAAAAAUUUAGGCUGAAAAAAGUUUGAGAAGAUGCAGCAUGCAGUGUGUGUGUGUGUGUGUGUGUGUGUGUGUGUGUGUGUGUGUGUGUGUGUGUGUGUGUGUGUGUGUGUGUGUGUGUGUGUGUGUGUGUGUGUGUGUAUAAACUCCAGCUCUUUAAUGUGCCGCUUUUUCUCCUGUGGACCAAAUGUUCUGACUGUUUGUAACCUCAGAGAGGAAUGUGGAGUUGAUGUGAGGUUUAUCUGUUUAUGUAUCAGACACUUCAAAUAGUCCCUUCACUUAACAUCCCCAAAUCACACAAAGUUGGGAAACUAUGGACCCCCCCCC